AUGCAAGCAUAUGGAAUCAUUACACUCUUAUUCACUUACCAUAAUUUCCCUGAUUUACCCAGUGCUUGGAGGAGUGUUGCUUUGCGUUUGAUUACUGGGCUUGGGAACUCAGAAGUUAUGCCAAGUCUGACUCGUUUCUUUUCACCAGAAUCCAAACCCAAUCUUAUUAGCACUGACUCUGAGGAACUAAAUAGAGUUCUUGUUCUGACAAUGGCAAGAGCCAUACAUGUUACUGGCUGUGAUAGUACAGGUGAAUCUGCAAGAUGGUGUGUUGAUUUCUUGAAGACAGUCAUGACCCAUACUCCUCAUACAUGGGCGAAUCAUACGCUGCAGUGUUUUCCUCAAGUUAUUGCAGAUUUUUACCAACAAUGUGCUACGCCCAGAGAGAAUAUGCAUACAUUAAAGAAAGCUGUGGAAGAAGAGUAUAGGAAAUGGAAGUCAAUGAGCAAUGAGAAUGACAUCAUAGCACACUUUUCUCUUCAGCAUAACACAUCUCCAUUGUUCUUGUGCUUACUUUUCAAGAUGGUUCUUUGACCAGAAAGAUUGCCUCCAAUUGCUUACAAAGUUUUGGAGCGUGUUGGUCCAAGGCAGUUAGCAGCACAUGUUCGUACCCUGUGCGAUUUCCUGGUUCUAGAGUUUUCAAAUAGUGCAGGUGGUCAGCAUGUAUCAAAGUAUGUUGAAACAAUGAACAGCAUUAUUUGGGUAUACAAUAUAGUCCCAAUAGACAGA
Molecule: messenger RNA, 729 nt
Organism: Macrobrachium nipponense
Lineage: Eukaryota; Metazoa; Arthropoda; Malacostraca; Decapoda; Palaemonidae
Product: mediator of RNA polymerase II transcription subunit 23-like
Exons: 5
Coding region: 1-534 (177 amino acids)
Biological process (GO): positive regulation of gene expression; regulation of transcription by RNA polymerase II
Cellular component (GO): mediator complex; transcription regulator complex
Source: RefSeq, a predicted model, not a curated record